Molecule: messenger RNA, 2628 nt
Organism: Acaulospora morrowiae
Lineage: Eukaryota; Fungi; Glomeromycota; Glomeromycetes; Diversisporales; Acaulosporaceae
Source: the annotation of a GenBank genome assembly
AUGGAGUUGAGAGUCUUGUUCAUACUAUUAACGACAAUAUUUUUCUUUGUCAUAAAUCCAAAUUGUUUGUUGGCCCAGGAAACUGACGAGUCUGGCGAUCUUAAAUACAUCGUUUAUCAUAAGCUUUUCAAUCAACCCACAUAUUCAGAACGUGGUGUUCUUGUUCUAACGCCAUCUCGAAAAGUCACAAAGUAUUCAAGUUCCAUUGGCACAUUAUCCAUUCAAGAUUUUGCCAACGGGACACACUUAGAUUCUUUUUAUCAAAUAAAAAUAGUCAAUGAACAAAACCCUCAAAAAGUAUUGAAAUCAUUUACAAAGGCAUGUCUGUUGGAGGCGUCUAAUUUCGAAGAUGAAAUAGUAGUCCAUUUGGACAAACAUAACACCAUUCAUCAUUUCGAUUAUUACACGUCGAUAGGCCAUUGUAAUUCCACUACUGUUCUGCAAUUCGUGAAUUUCAAGACUACCGUACAUACUAUUAAGUCAGUGAACGGUGCUAGCCCAAAGUUAACAAGAGCUUUACCCCUGAAGGAAGAUGGAACGGUAGAAAAACCACCGGAAGAAAAAAGCUUUUUACAAAAAUACUGGUGGUAUUUAAUCCCCAUUCUGAUAUUACUAUCAACAAGUGGUGCACCUGAAGAAGGUCAGCAACGCGGACGCGGUGGUCAAGGACAACAAGCCCACAUGGUACAUGAAUCUUUGAGAUUAUACGCUACAAACGAUUCGUACACCCUUAUACCAUAUUAUCUCGAUCCAAAGAUAGCAGCUCAGACUCUGGUCAUUAACAGAGAGACGGGUAACUUCGUGCUAGACAAUGCUUCUUUUGAACCGACUUCACCGUCCUUUCAUGCGAAUGCGCUUACGGUUUACGGCAUCUUCGGUGUUAUUAGGUUGUUAUCGGGUGAAUAUUUAAUUGUAAUCACUGGCCGAGAUCGCAUUGGGAGGUUAGGUGGACAUGACAUUUUUCAAGCAAAUCAAUUUCGAAUCCUUCCAUUCGCCAGAAAUAAUUUGCAACUUUCUGCUCAACAGGCAAGUACGAUGCAAGACGAACAACAUUAUCUGCUACUUGUAGAAAAUCUACUUAAAACUGGAACUUAUUAUUUUUCCUAUACUUAUGAUCUGACACAUACUUUACAAAGACAAUCUCAACUGGAAGACAAAACGUCUCUUCCCUUAUGGCAAAGGGCGGAUGAAAGAUUUUUCUGGAACCGCUACUUACAAUCUAAGUUGAUACAAACUACCCUUAAUAAUCCUGAUCAAAAUUUGAGCGAUUUCAUUCUUCCGGUGGUUUUUGGAUUCGUUUCCAUUUCUGCCACUCGAAUAAAUAAUAGGGAUAUAUUGUUUUGUUUAAUCACUCGUCGGAGCAGGCACCGCGCUGGAACGCGCUACUUUUCACGUGGUAUCGAUGAAGAAGGAAAUGUAUCCAAUUACAAUGAGACGGAACAAAUGAUUUUGUUAGACCCUAUUAAGGAUGGUCACAUGGGUAUGUCAUUUGAGGGUAAAAUUAAGCUUUCUUACGUACAGACACGUGGUUCUGUUCCGAUUUAUUGGGCUCAAGUCAAAGACAUGAAAUACAACCCAAAGCUCCAAAUAAUGGAUUUGCCUAAUACAAAUGAGUCAAUUCGUCGACAUUUUGAUGAGCAGAUUAGAUUUUAUGGCAAUCAAAUAUGUGUGAAUCUUACUAACAAAAAAGGGUAUGAAUACCCCGUGGGCGAAGCUUAUGAUGGGGCUGUUAAACAGUUGGAUGACGAUCGUAUAUUAUAUUAUCACUUCGACUUUCAUCACGAAUGUCGCAAUAUGCAAUGGGAACGAAUUCAAAGAUUGAUCGAUCAAAUUGAAGAAGAUCUAAUACGGCAAGAAUAUUUUUAUUCUGAAGAAUUAAACGGAUUGAAUAUCCGGAAACGACAGAAAUCAGUGGUUCGCACUAAUUGUAUGGAUUGCCUUGAUCGUACCAACGUUGUUCAGUCCACUUUCGCUAAAUGGAUGUUGACACAACAGUUGCGGGAAGUUGGUGUAUUGAGUAAUAGAGAGAGAAUUGACGAAAAUAUAAAUUUCAUGGACUUGUUUAGAAAUGUCUGGGCUGAUAAUGCUGAUGCGGUUAGUUUUUCAUAUUCUGGAACUGGUGCAUUGAAAACAGACUUUACCAGAACGGGUAAGAGAACUUUUCAAGGGAAUAUGGCCGACUUUAAAAAUAGCGUCAUCCGUUACGUGACAAAUACUUUCAAGGAUGGUGAUCGGCAGGAUGCAUUUGAUUUGUUGUUGGGCAAUUACGAAGUUGGCGUAAAUAUUUAUACAUCACCAUUUCUCGACAACCGAUCAUCUCUUACUAAGUUGGCUCCUCAAAUGUUAUUUGCGUGUAUUGCACUCCUGGAAUUUCUCUUUUUGAUUCCUAAAUCCGAAGGUUAUUCAUAUAUCGUGGGUAUCCUCAUGCUGUUCACAACUUUUGUUAUCAUUAGCCUGCUCCGAUAUAUUUUCGAUCAUGGUGAUGAGUUUAUAAAUUGGCCACGUCUCAUCCCUCAAAAGUAUCGAUUCUAUAAGAAUACUACUACACCACGCAAACAAACAAAGUCGACGCAACGUCAUAGUGAUUCUGAGUAUGGUGAAAAAAUUGAGUUGCAAAAGAUCGAAUAG